Harpia harpyja (harpy eagle) is the source of this 937-nucleotide messenger RNA. It is a transcript of the gene TMED1, whose product is annotated as transmembrane p24 trafficking protein 1. The transcript has 4 exons. Gene Ontology annotation, biological process: endoplasmic reticulum to Golgi vesicle-mediated transport; Golgi organization; intracellular protein transport. The record is from RefSeq and is a predicted model, not a curated record. Bases 125 to 802 code for a protein of 225 amino acids. Lineage: Eukaryota; Metazoa; Chordata; Aves; Accipitriformes; Accipitridae. Gene Ontology annotation, cellular component: COPII-coated ER to Golgi transport vesicle; endoplasmic reticulum-Golgi intermediate compartment; endoplasmic reticulum.
CCUGAAGCCCCGCCUCGCCGCUCCCGCCUCAGGCGCCCGCCGCGGACAACCCCGCCGUCCGCCCGGGCCCUGUCGGCGCGCGGCGGCGGGGCGGGGCCUGGCUUAAAGGCGCCGCGCGUCGGAAAUGGCGGCGCGGUGGCUGUGGCUGCUGGCGCUCUGCACCGGGCCCGCCGCCGCCCCGCCGCCCCCGGACGCCGAGGUGACGUUCGUCCUGCCCGCCGGCCGCCGGGAAUGCUUCUACCAGGGCGCGCCCGGGAACGCCUCCCUGGAGGCCGAGUACCAGGUGAUCGGUGGGGCCGGGCUGGACGUCGACUUCUCCCUGGAGAGUCCCUCGGGGCUGCUGCUGGUCAGCGAGUCCCGCCGCUCCGACGGGGCGCACACCGUGGAGCCCACCGAGGCCGGCGACUACAAGCUCUGCUUCGACAACUCCUUCAGCACCAUCUCGGAGAAGCUGGUGUUCUUCGAGCUCAUCUUCGACAGCGCCCAGGAGGAGGAGGAGGAAGAGGAGGAGGAGGAAGGCGACGGCUGGGUGGAGGCGGCGGAGCCCGAGGACACGCUGGACGUCAAAAUCGAGGACAUCAAGGAAUCCAUCGAGACCAUGAAGAGCCGCCUGGAACGGAGCAUCCAGAUGCAGACGCUGCUUCGAGCCUUCGAGGCCCGAGACCGUAACCUGCAGGAGAGCAACCUGGGCCGGGUGAACUUCUGGUCGGCCGUCAACCUGGGCGUGCUGGUGGUGGUGGCUUUCCUCCAGGUCUACAUGCUGAAGAGCCUCUUCGAGGACAAGAGGACGGUGCGGACGUAGAUGGGGGUGAGGGUGGGGGACACACACACACACACGGGACUCGGCUCCCUGCCGGGAUGGCGUCGGAGGAGGGACGUGCUCCCCUCCGGCUGCUGCUGCUCCCUCCCGGCGGGAUUAAACCUGCCCAGCUUUGUA